Messenger RNA from Acipenser ruthenus (sterlet), 1114 nucleotides. RefSeq names its product large ribosomal subunit protein uL3. Gene Ontology annotation, molecular function: structural constituent of ribosome; RNA binding. Gene Ontology annotation, biological process: ribosomal large subunit assembly; translation. Gene Ontology annotation, cellular component: ribosome; cytosolic large ribosomal subunit. Lineage: Eukaryota; Metazoa; Chordata; Actinopteri; Acipenseriformes; Acipenseridae. The record is from RefSeq and is a predicted model, not a curated record.
AGGUCAACAAGAAGGAGGUGGUGGAGGCGGUCACGAUCGUGGAGACCCCGCCCAUGGUGAUCGUGGGGAUUGUGGGAUACGUGCAGACCCCCCGCGGGCUGAGAGCCUUCAAGACCGUCUUCGCUGAACACAUCAGCGACGAAUGCAAGAGGCGCUUCUACAAGAACUGGUACAAGUCAAAGAAGAAGGCCUUCACCAAAUACUGCAAGAAGUGGCAAGAUGAUGAGGGGAAGAAGCAGCUGCAGAAGGACUUCGAUUCCAUGAAGAAGUACUGUCAGGUGGUCCGCAUCCUCGCCCACACGCAGAUGCGUCUGCUGCCGCUGCGUCAGAAGAAGUCUCACCUGAUGGAGAUCCAGGUGAACGGUGGCUCAGUGUCUGAGAAGGUGGACUGGGCCCGUGAGAAGCUGGAGCAGUCCGUGCCCAUCACCAACGUCUUCUCCCAGGACGAGAUGAUCGACGUCAUCGGGGUCACCAAGGGGCACGGCUACAAAGGCGUCACCAGCCGUUGGCACACCAAGAAGCUUCCUCGCAAGACCCACAGAGGCCUGAGGAAGGUGGCUUGCAUCGGCGCCUGGCACCCUGCCCGCGUGGCGUUCUCCGUGGCACGUGCUGGUCAGAAGGGGUACCACCACCGCACGGAGAUCAACAAGAAGAUCUACAAGAUCGGUCAGGGUUACCACACCAAGGACGGCAAACUGAUGAAGAACAACGCGUCCACGGAGUACGAUCUCUCCAACAAGAGCAUCAACCCUCUGGGAGGCUUCGUGCACUACGGGGAGGUCACCAAUGACUUCGUCAUGCUCAAGGGCUGCGUUAUUGGAACCAAGAAGAGAGUCCUCACUCUCCGCAAGUCCCUGCUGGUGCAGACGAAGCGUCGUGCCCUGGAGAAGAUCGACCUGAAGUUCAUAGACACCACCUCCAAGUUCGGACACGGACGCUUCCAGACCGCCGAAGAGAAGAAGGCGUUCAUGGGACCACUCAAAAAGGACCGAAUCCUCAAGGAAGAGACUGCGUAAGCCCAGAGACCCCCUCUCUCAUCUUUCUCUGGUUUUAUAUAAAGUCUUUCUGCAGUAGUACUGCCGGCUGUCCAAUAAAGAAAUUAAAACCUUUUAAA